AUGAGGUCGAUCCCUUGGUGGGGAGAUUUAGAGAAGUCGCGACUUGGUCGCCUCAGGAUGAAGGUGGCCUUUGCCUUUGUCAGGUCUAGGCUGUGUCGGGGCACUAUGACGGGAGACAAUUGGUUGGUUUGGUUGGGUUCGCUCAACACCCCAAGUGAAGUCUUGCUAGGUGGUCGUAGCUCUCCGUCAUCUUCACAACAUCGCCACGAAGGCUCUCCACUUCAGCCUGGAGGUGCACAUCGGCAGAAGGCUUCCUUUGGGAGGACCCGUAAUAAGGGGUAUGAUGUAUCAAGGCUAGCCUCACUUGGCAUAGCGGAGUGUGAGGGGUAG
Molecule: messenger RNA, 330 nt
Organism: Prunus armeniaca (apricot)
Lineage: Eukaryota; Viridiplantae; Streptophyta; Magnoliopsida; Rosales; Rosaceae
Source: the annotation of a GenBank genome assembly